AUGGACAUAAAUGAAUUCCGUCAAUACGGCAGACAAAUGAUUGAUCUAGUCGCGAAUUAUUGGGAAUCGCUCCGAAAAAGAGCUCCGUUACCGGAUGUGAAGCCUGGGUUCAUAAACAAACUGGUACCGCAAGAUGCUCCUGUCAUGGGUGAGCCGUGGGAGAAAAUUUUUAAUGAUAUCAAUGAAGUAGUUUUUAAUUGCAAUACCCACUGGCAGCAUCCUAAUUUUUUCGCCUACUUCCCAACUGGUGUUUCGUAUCAGUCUAUCAUUGGUGAUAUCCUCAGCGGCGGAAUUGCAAGCGUGGGUUUUACCUGGCAAUCGUCGCCUUCCAUGACAGAACUUGAAAUUUCUAUGACAAAUUGGUUAGCCAAGGUAUUGAAACUGCCGGCAGAAUUCUUGAAUACCGAGAGUGGAUUUGGUGUAGGGAUCAUUCAAAGUACUGCCAGUGAAGCAACUUACAUGGCAAUAUUGGCAGCCAGAGGACGAACUGUAGAGCGAAUUAGAACAAUCGAAGGAGUCAUCAACCAGGAAGUACAAGUUGUUUCAGAUGGUUCCGGUGAAUUAUAUCACUAUCCAUAUCACGAUGCGGUCAAUAUAACUAAGCUAGUUGCUUACUGCUCAGACCAGGCUCACUCAUCGGUCGAAAAAGGUGUUAUGUUGGCAGCUGUGCGUUUACGAAAACUAAAGACUGUACGUGGUGGACCAUUUGAUAAUUUUUAUGUCACUGCAAAGGUCCUUGAAGAAGCGAUUAUGACAGAUCGAAAAAAUGAUUUGAUACCAUUUAUAUUUAUUAUGACCUUGGGUACAACGUCCAGUUGCGGAGUGGAUCCGGUGGAUGAGCUUGGACCAAUAUGUCAGAGAGAAAACAUCUGGAUACAUAUUGAUUCUGCAUAUGCUGGUGCAUUUUUACUUUGUCCUGAAUAUCGCUAUUUGUCUCGUGGAUUCGAAUAUGUUGAUUCUUUCAAUAUGAAUGCUCACAAAGCAAUGCCGAUAAAUUUUGAUUGCUCUCCACUGUGGUUCAGAAAUGGAAGACAAAUAAUGAAGUACUUUGCAAUAAAUGCGGUCUAUUUGAAACAUGAUCAGACCUGUGCAGUUGAUUAUCGACAUUUCCAAAUAGCUCUCGGAAGAAGAUUUCGAUCGCUAAAAGUUUGGUUUGUGCUGCGAAAUUUUGGCAUCACUGGCUUGCAGAAGCACUUGAGAAAGAUGGUUGAACUAGCGAAGCACUUCGAAGCGCUCAUACAAAAGGAUAGCUUGUUUGAGCUUUUCGUACCGCGAAAUUUUGGAUUGGUAUGCUUCCGUCUAAAGGACUCGACAAAUGAAAUGAAUGAAGAGCUAAAUCGAAGAAUCAACGAGGAUCGCCGUAUCCAUAUGGUUGCUUCCGUUAUUCAUGGAGUUUAUUUUCUACGCUUAGCAGUGUGUAGUACGUUUACUACAUGUGAGGAUAUAAGACAAGCGCAUGCGAUAAUUCAUAAUUUUGCUGAAGAUGUAGGAAAAGAUAUGAAACAAUAA
This is a messenger RNA of Loa loa (African eye worm), 1509 nucleotides long. RefSeq names its product aromatic L-amino acid decarboxylase. Gene Ontology annotation, biological process: catecholamine metabolic process; amino acid metabolic process; serotonin biosynthetic process. Bases 1 to 1509 code for a protein of 502 amino acids. The record is from RefSeq and is a predicted model, not a curated record. Gene Ontology annotation, molecular function: aromatic-L-amino-acid decarboxylase activity; pyridoxal phosphate binding. NCBI's taxonomy places the organism in Eukaryota, Metazoa, Nematoda, Chromadorea, Rhabditida, Onchocercidae. The transcript has 11 exons.